AUGAUGUUCGACCUCCCAGACGCGAAACGCGUUCGCCGAGAUGACCUCCUGACCCGCACAUCCUCAUCGCCAUCCCCAUCACCGCCUCCAGAAUCGCUAAUUCCUGAUGCGCAAAAGCGCCUAAGUGCUCUCCUAGACUUCGACUUCAAUGUCGCACCCGCCCCAGAACCAGAGACACGAGGAACGGAGGACAACGAACUUGAAGAGCAAGAGUUUGAGUUCCGGCUAUUCUCCUCAGCGCCUACGCCUAGAGCUCCUAGUACUGCUCGAAAAGAAAGCGGCGAUUCACCAACAACAGUCGCAGCUCAAAACGCACAGAAGUUACGAAUCCGAUUACGGUCUCCAACGCCUACAGCUCUGGGCUCCGGGGAGGGAGGCUUUGUGAAUCCGUUCCGAGGGUGGGGUUAUUAUUUUUCUACGCCGGAACUCUUGACUGGAACUGGGGCAAAGGGAGAUGAAGAUGUGGGCGUCGCGCUGAAGAGGAAACAGUUCGAGGAUGUGGCUGUGAGUGGAGAGGAUAUGGUGAAGUUGUCGGGUGUACCUUGGCCCGGCUGCCAUCUCCCUUGGCGAGUGAUCUGUCUGAAACGCGAGCAUACAAAACUUCCUAAGGAGGAAAAGGGCGCUGCUCCGGCAACACCUGCGACCACGUACAUUGCAGAUGUACCGGAGAGAGUGCCACUGUCUCGUAAGAAGCCGGGUAAGAAGCGACGAAUCCAGUUGCGGAAGAAAGCUGCUGCUGCAAAGAGAGCAAAGGAGACCGAGGCAGAGAAGCGAAAUCGGAGGAACCGGGAAAAGAAGAUUAAGCGAAGACAGAAGGCGAGGGAGGCCAAAGCUGCGGCCGCCGCCGCUGGGGCCGGCGAUGGUGCGGGCUCUAUAGCGGCAAUGGAGGCCAACGCGAGUGCAACCGAGCAGGAGAGCGAUUAG
Aspergillus nidulans FGSC A4 is the source of this 924-nucleotide messenger RNA. Its product is annotated as DUF2011 domain-containing protein. Bases 1 to 924 code for a protein of 307 amino acids. The record is from RefSeq and is a predicted model, not a curated record. NCBI's taxonomy places the organism in Eukaryota, Fungi, Ascomycota, Eurotiomycetes, Eurotiales, Aspergillaceae. The transcript has 3 exons.